Molecule: messenger RNA, 2111 nt
Organism: Uranotaenia lowii
Lineage: Eukaryota; Metazoa; Arthropoda; Insecta; Diptera; Culicidae
Product: sphingomyelin phosphodiesterase-like
Exons: 3
Coding region: 141-2054 (637 amino acids)
Biological process (GO): sphingomyelin catabolic process; ceramide biosynthetic process
Cellular component (GO): lysosome
Molecular function (GO): acid sphingomyelin phosphodiesterase activity
Source: RefSeq, a predicted model, not a curated record
GAGUACACCGGGUGGUGGCGCCUGGUUUCGGCUUUUUUUGCUUUCGAUUUUUUUGGGGACUCGGAUUUUUGGGGGAAAGUUUUUUGCGCCUUUUGGGCAUUCAAUUAGUUUAGUUAGCGAGUUGCUUUGGUCUAGGCAAAAUGGCUAGAAGCGUCGGGUUGCGUUUGGCUGUUUUGGCAUUGAUGGUAGGUUCGGUUUUUGCCUAUCAGGUUAAACCCCGGAACUAUGAGAAGAUCGUCCAGCAGCAGAAGAGGUUCAAUGAGAAAUUCGAGCAAGAGUUCCUGGAAGAGCACCUAAGGUACACUGAAACAGGCAAGAAGUCGGACCGACUUCAGGAGAUGUUUGAGUAUCUUCGUCAGAAACCGGAUAUGUACCGGCAAGAGUUGGAGAAUCAUCCACUUCCGUAUGUAACCACUGAGUGUACUGCUUGUAGAGCUCUUUUCACGACCUAUCUAACGUAUCGACGGGUGUUGAAUUGGGAUCGGGCUCGGAUCGCUGCUCAAGCUGCCUCGACCUGUGAGUCAAUGAACAUUUUGACCCCGGAAAACUGCGUCAAGAUCAUCGACAAGAAUAUCGACAUCUUCCUGCACAUCAUCGAUAACCGGCCGAAUUUGUCAGCCCAGACUAUGUGCGGUAUUAUCUUUCAAUCCGGAGCCUGUGUUUUGGAAGAUCGGGAAUUCCUCGACUGGACUAUCAACGUAGCAGCUGGAGGUACUCCGAUCACCCAAUCUAAAAGUGGACCAUCUCGUUCAGCCAACGAUAUCAAGAUUGUACAUCUGACGGAUCUGCACUACGAUCCUCACUAUAGAACUGGAUACAAUGCCGUUUGUGAUGAUCCUUGCUGUUGUCGACAAGGUCAAGGAAUUCCGGCAGAUCCCGCAAACGGAGCUGGCGAAUGGGGAGACUAUCGCGAUUGCGACUCUCCGUGGAAGGCCGUUGAAGACGCUGUUCGCCAAGCUGCUCGAAGCCAUCCGGAUGCCACCUACGUUUACCAUACCGGAGAUAUAGUCGAUCACGGAGUUUGGGAAACGACCGUACCUGGAAACAUCGCCUCGAUCACUCGUACCAUGAACCUGCUCAGAGAUUCUUUCCCCGGAAAACCGAUCUACAACGUUUUGGGUAACCACGAGAUUACUCCGACCAACGUAUUCGCUCCUAGUCACGUGACCAUUGCCGAUUUCUCACCCAGCUGGGUCUACAGCCUAGUUGCGGAACAGUGGUCGCAGUGGCUACCGGCUGACACCCGAGCAACCAUUACCCAAGGUGGUUACUACACGGUCCUAGUUCGGCCAGGUUUCCGUAUCAUCGGUCUUAACAACAACGAUGCCUACGUCUUCAACUGGUGGCUCAUGUACGACCCAGCCUAUCUCCGGAACCAACUACAAUGGCUUCACGACACCCUCCUCAGAGCCGAGCAGGCCAACGAAAAGGUCCACAUCCUGGCACACAUUCCUUUCGGAGCCGGAACCUGCUUCGUCACCUGGAGCCGUCAGUACCGCAGGAUUUUGGAACGUUUCUGGAACACCGUUCAAGCUCACUUCCACGGACACACCCACGCCGACGAGUUCAACGUAUUCUACUCCCAGAACGGACAGCACGCCAUCAACGUCGGCUUCAACGGAGGUGGUACCGUACCCUUCAGCAACUUCAACCCGAACUACGUCGUGUACUACGUCAAUCCAACUACCUAUGAAGUUACCGAUUUCGAGUCGUUAUACUUCAACCUGACCGAGGCCAACAUGUUCCCGACUCGUAACCCGGCCUGGAAACCACUUUACUCCUUUGCCCGAGACUUCAACGUCCCUAACGUAUCGCCAGCAGCCCUCGAUACACUAGCGCGUCGUUUCGGAUCAAAUCCGGCAGAACUACAUCGCUACUGGGAGAAGAAGGUCAAGUACGGAGAUCCGUUCCUGGAGAUGGGCUGCGAUGGAGACUGUCUGAUGGGUCACCUGUGCGAUAUUGUGUCGAACGAGGCUAACGACGAUCGGAAGUGCAACGAGCUGGUGGCGCUGUUCCGCGAGGUUCCCGAUGAGCUGUGGGAUUUUAAGAAGUGAACUGAAUAAUAUUAAUGGUUUUUAUAAAAUCGGCUUUUGAUAUAAAUCAAGCAACAA